Lytechinus variegatus (green sea urchin) is the source of this 6060-nucleotide messenger RNA. Its product is annotated as von Willebrand factor A domain-containing protein 5B1-like. The coding region runs from base 117 to 4205 and encodes 1362 amino acids. The record is from RefSeq and is a predicted model, not a curated record. The transcript is spliced from 11 exons. NCBI's taxonomy places the organism in Eukaryota, Metazoa, Echinodermata, Echinoidea, Temnopleuroida, Toxopneustidae.
AUUCAGAGACAACUUCAAGCAUGAGAUUGGCUAGUAUAUCAAGAAACUCUGAGACAAUUCAUCCCCAGUCGUAAUUCACUUUCACUGGAUAAAAGUGAACAAAGAAAAGAAUCACCAUGCCAGGCCUGAUCAAUCGCCACACGAGGGCGCCCUUGUCCCUCCAAGCUGCCCGCGUGUCAGCAUGCGUCAAUGGUCUCUCCGUCGGAAUUGCCGCUUCACUCACCUACUUCAACCAAGAGGAUCAUGUCGUCGAGGGUGUCUUCUGCUUCAAGAUGAACGAGAACACAACGGUGGCUGCGUUCGAGGCGCGGAUGCUGCAAGGCCGUACCAUCACUGUCCACCUCAAAGACCGCACCCAGGUCGAGCACUUCAACGAGAUCCUGACCGGACGCAUCACCGUCACCCCUAACCAACCCAACGUCUUGCCCCCUGGAAAGUUUGCGCUCUCCGAGUUCCACAACGCCCGUGUCUUCUGUUCAAACCUUGGAACGAUCCGACCCCACGGAACUGUAACAAUCCUCCUAAGUAUAUCUUCGCUCAUGAACACCGGGUCUUUGGGCGAGGCAAAGCUGCAUAUUCCAAGUGUCUUCACACCCCGUUAUAAGAAACCCCAGACCAAAGAGAAUGGUCCCCAACCUCAGCAGCCUCCAAGCCAGCCGCAGACAUCGCAGACGACAUCAUCAUCAUCGCCCUCACCCAGUAACACAACAGAACAUUUACACAGGUCCCUUCUGGACAUAGCCGAUGAGGUCGGAGAAAAUCCACAGGAAUAUGAAUUUGAAUUCCAGCUUGAGAUCCGAGCUCCGUCAUUACUCUCUGGAGUCUCAAGCUCUUCGCAUGCUGUCCGUGUAGAUGCAGAACCAUUUGCUGCAAAUGCUUCUAAUGUCUUUGUGACUUUAGCUGAACCCCACCAGAUGGAUCGAGAUCUAUCCAUCACGAUCCACUACCCGAAGCCACACAUCCCAGUCGUGAUCCUAGAGCACGGGGACAUCAGCCCAACUGCCUAUGAACAAUUCGUCAAGACCGAAAACGAGUACAAGAACCCAGUGGAGACAACAGACGAUGAGGACAAAACACGGGUAUUCCUGCAGAAGCGUCUGCUCAAGGAUGUCAUGCACAACCCAGUCCUGAUGCUCAACUACUGCCCCGACUUUGAGAAGCUUACGCAGCAGAUGCUGACCUAUCGGUUUGAUGUUCCUGGAGAGUACGUCCUUCUGGUUGACCGGAGCGGAAGCAUGAGCGGGGAGUACAUUGCCAACGCACGGGAAACACUCAUGAUGGUGCUCAAGAGUUUGCCCAUGAACUGCCGGUUCAACAUCAUCGGCUUUGGCUCGGCCUACAAGCCGCUCUUUGAGUCGAGCCGUCCAUACACCCAGGACAAUGUCAGUGAGGCAAGUGCCUACCUGAGGUGUAUGAGGGCAGAUCUAGGAUCUAUGGCUAAUCUUCUGGUGCCAUUGCAGUGGGUGUACAGACAUCCUGUAGUCAGAGGGUGUCCAAGACAGAUCUUCAUCGUAACAGACGGUGGUGCUAACAACACAGCUGAGAUCCUUGACAUGGUGCGAUGCAAUGUCCCACAUACAAGGGUGCACGCGUUCGGUGUCGGCGAGAACUCGUCGCGUCGCCUCAUCAGAGGCAUUGCGUCAGCGGGGAGAGGGAGGGCGGAGUUUAUUGCCACGGGGGAACGCAUGCAGAGCAAGGUUAUGUCCGUCGUCCGCCAUGCCUUACAACCGACCAUCAGCGACAUCACAGCCGAGUGGAUCCUUCCUGCUGGCAUGGAGCUCAUUCAAACCCCCAUCAACCACCACCAUGCCCCCAUCAGCAGGGGCGAACCCAUCGUCAUCUACGCCCUCCUCUGCGACACCGCCCGGUUGCAGAGCACCCUGGCGUCAGUGCUGCUCCGCGGGGAUUCCAUGAAGAGGGCCAACCCGUUCCUUGAUCAGUGCCUGUCCAGGGGGUCGAGCAGCGAGAGGACGGAGGAGAGCGGGUCAGCAGGGACCAACGCUACGGGGUCGCCCCUGAAGACUGCGAGAAUGAACAAAGAUAGAGAGCCACCCCUUCCCUUGAAGCUGCAAAAUCUACCCCAGAAGUGCCAGUCAAACGGUUACACUGAAGAAGGUGAAGCAUGCGAAGUCCACUCGCACCCGGAGUGUAAUAACUCAACCACUGAAGUGGUCCAACAGCGAGUUCAAGACCUUUCAACGUCGAGGAGAACGAGGGCGGUCUCCAUGCCAGAUAAUUCCCUAGCUGCAGAUCCAACUUCAUUACAAAGAUUGCUCAAUACCUUAGAUGCAGCAGAUCGGAGACAAUCGGAAAGUCAGCUGAACGGACGAAGACGCCACACGAGCGGCCAGCGUCACGACCGAUCACACCUCAACAGCUUCGACUUUGAGCCCGCCAGCCCGGCUUGGGACGACUACAUCGAUGCCGAAGGCGAGGAGCUCUUCGAUGCCGACGUCCAGAUGUCGCUGAGCAAUGCCGUCUUGAUGGACGACGGCGAGCUGAUCAACAUUGCCAAUCGGUCCGGGCAGGGGUGCGUGAUCGUGACGGGACUGUUUUGUGGACGGCCCAUACGGUGUGAGGUGCCUUUUGAUAUUACGACCUUGGUGUCGGGCGAGUGGAGGGGGCCGACGGAGGACGACGAUGCGUGGGAAGAGACAAUACACCAGUUAGCGGCAGGAUGCCUUCUGAUGGAUUAUGAUAUACAGAGCAUGGGACACAUCAUGGAUGAUGUCCAUCAACCAUCCUCAGACGACAUCUUCAAGCUCCGAAGCAAGAUGGUGGACCUAAGUCAAGCUAGUCACGUGAUCUGUCGUCAUACAGCCUUUGUUUCAUUAGACCUAGAGACAUUAGAACCUCUCCCAUCACCAGUCGUGAUAAUGCCAAGUCAGCCGAAGGCGGCACAUCCUUUCCAGCGACGGGCGGCUAGAUUCUGGGGUUAUAACGUGAUGGGCAAACAGUAUUCUUCAUCGUUCACUGAUUCUGAAGAUGAAGCCUUCUCCUCUGGUUACGGGCGAUCAGAGUCCCCCAGUUCACUCCCCUCUCAACCGGUUCCUAUGCCUGCAGGUCUAGACGGUCAACCCCUGGACCCCCCUGGACCUCCCAUGGGUCUGGGUCCCCAUUCGCCGUGGUCAUCUCAGUGUAGUGGAGACUUCUAUGCAUGGUCUUUUGAGAAACAAUAUGGAAUGAAUCCUUCAUCAAAACCACGCUCCUGGCAGCUCGGGUCUCGUCUCAAUCGACUACGCUCAAGACUCAGCAACACCCCUUCGAAGCGCCCUCUAUUCCGUGCCGUUGAUGUGACGGAAUGCUGCGUGGGACGAACCCUCAGCAUGGAAUGCGUUGAGCUCCAUGCCUUAGUCAAUCUCCAACUAGCUUCAGGAGCAUGGGAGUUAGACUACGAGCUUGCGGAAGCCAUUGAUAUCCCACUAGAAAAGUUACGACGUGCCUGUCUGUUCUGCGAUGUGCCUGUGAACUACGAAGCCAUGAUACCAAGCGCAAGAAGUCCGCUGGCCGGACCGCGCUUGAGAACUUUUUACGCCGGGAGCUCCCAAGGUAGUAGUCUUCAGACACCUGAUGUAGAGUCUAGUGUUGAGAGCUCCAAGUGGAGUCCUGAGGCUCCAGGCAACGAUGCAUCGGCUGGAGUUAGUCCUCCAGAUAAUGCUAGUGUUGUUUCAGAGUCUUUAUCACAGCCUGAGAGUGGGUACAUAACUGUAAAGUCGACUUCUUCUCCAGAGGAUGCCCAUCCAGCUCGGCCAACCAACGGAACAGUCCGCCAGGACUCGAACACCCUUAAAGCAGCCAAUCACAGACCAGAAUCUCUCGCGAGUGUUCGCUCCCUCUCCCCGACUCCAUCCGGCGCAGCCGCAAUGAGAGGCAUACCUUUACCAAAGAAACUUGACAGCGUGACUGCCGCCAACUUCAGCCCCAGUCGGAGAAGGCGGGAGAGGUUUGCCGCCGUGCAGCAGCUUCGGAAGGAGAUGCGGCAUCUAUCGCCCGACGAAUCCCAGCAGCAACGGCUCUGGGCGACUGCACUGGCUCUCGUCUGGCUGGAGCAUAACUGUGCCUCGUUCUUUAAUGAAUGGGAACUUCUGGCUGCUAAGGCAGACCAUUGGCUGAGUGAGCAGCCCAUACCAAGUGCCAGCGGGAUAGACCUUGCUGAACUCAAGGCGUCCGCAAGACAGCUCAUCGUACUCUCAAGGAAAUAUUAGACACUGGCUGAAUCAACAAGGUAUCCGAAGUGCCAGAAUGUGAUUUGCUGAUCCAUCUUGAAUGAACAAAAUGUAGUUCAUUAUUAUCAACUAGUUUGUAUACAGUAUGUGUAUAUAGGAUUUUGAUGUAUGAAAUAGGUUGUAGAAUCAACUUGAAACAUGUACAGAUUUUAGAGAUCUGAUAAAAAUUGUGAUAGUAUACCAGCAGUAGUGGUUGAAUUAUUUAUUUUGUGAUUUACUAUUUCUGUGUACACACAUGUAUCUUUUAAGGGGAAGUGCAAUUGCAUUCAGUUGUGACUUACAAAAUUGUAAAUAUAAUCUUUGAUUGAUACUGUGCUUUAUAGUAUAAUGGACAAGCGGUAUGAAUUACUACAAAGUAAGGAAAAACUUGAGAGAUCGAUCAACAUUUUAUAUUGCCAAUCCUAGCGAUUACAAAGCUAUCACUUUUGUUUUUAUGCAUCUGAUUUUUAUGCAAUCUUCGGGUUGGGAAAUGUUAUAUUUUUACUAAUGCACUGCAAUUUAACUCCUUACUUUUGCACUCAAUGACAUUUCAUAAUUCUGUAGAACUUGUUAAGUGAGCGCACUGAGCUUAAAUUGUAGAGUUAAGUUUGUGGGAAAGUGCAAUUUACAAGAAGAUUAGCAUGUGGGUGGAAUCUUAGCGGAACUUCUGGGGGGUGUUUCAUCAAACAAUUAGUCGGUGGUUUUCUCCGACUAAUUGUGAUUUUCACCGACUAAUUUCAUUUUCUCCGACAAAUUGGAAAUCACCGACUAAUUUUGUCGGUGGCGUUCACCUACCGACAAAACUCAUUUUCACCCACUAAUCCAAUUUUGCUGCCUUGGCAACCAAAAAUGGCAGCUAUACUAGAGUUCAUUGGAGGUGCUGCCCUAAAAAGGGACCGGAUUUUCCGAGAUCGUCUAGAUCCACUUGAUAGUUUCAACGACCAAGAAAUGUAAAAAAAAUACAGAUUUGACAGGAGAGGUGUCAUGGAACUUAUUAACCUAUUUGAAAAUGAUCUCCAACCUUCCACAAUGAGGACUUGUGCAAUACCUGCCCGUUUGCAAAUCUUCGUAGUGCUCCGCUACUUUGCAACGGUCAGUGUAUUGGACAGCUCAGCUACAAUACAUGGGUGCAAUAAUGCCUCUGUGUUCGAGAAUAAUACGAAGAGUAACAUUGCUGAUCUGCAGCCAAAAGGAUGAGGUAAGUUAAUUUUUGGGGGGGGCUAGAUCUAACUUUAAGUUAGAACAAUCUAACUUAGGCCUGUGCCUGUGGCUGCAUAAAGUCAUUUGAAGACAUUUCUUGGAGUCGGACUAAAACUCAAAAGUCCAUCGAAUUGGCACAAGUCACUUGUUGCUUUAUUUCAUUCUGUCCAAAAUCUAAAUUUGCAGAAAAUCUCAUUAUUCAACUGUUAAGCUGCUGAAAGAGUGGGGAAAGUAUGCUCCACCAGCCUGCCACGCAGCGGUCGAGGGUACGGUACCGUAUACGGUCGGUCUAAAAACUUUAGCUCAGUCCCAUACGUAUCGGAAAAUGUUGGCCUUGUCCUUUUUUGACUCAGUGUCCCAGAUCUACUUGCUGGCGCGUUGAUGCUUGCUAAAGGCAAGCAAAUGUCCGAUUACUUCAAUCACUCCAAAAAAUCUCACUAUGAAAAACAAAUUUGAAGGUGCAUACACAGAAACACAUGUAUGGGGCUACCAAAAUUUUAUGCUACCCCAAUUCAACAAUCAUGUCGAUAGGGGAUGCUACACAAAGACCUUCUUUGGGGGGAUUUGUUUAAAAAUCCAUGCACCAUAAAUAUCUAAAACACGUUAAAUGUUAUAUGAAUGAAAUUUUAACAAGUUUUACUUACGGCUACCUCCU